Maylandia zebra (zebra mbuna) is the source of this 1258-nucleotide messenger RNA. It is a transcript of the gene lxn, whose product is annotated as latexin. Gene Ontology annotation, molecular function: metalloendopeptidase inhibitor activity. Lineage: Eukaryota; Metazoa; Chordata; Actinopteri; Cichliformes; Cichlidae. The record is from RefSeq and is a predicted model, not a curated record.
UGGACAGUCUCUUCUCUCUGCUUCCUCCUCCUCUUUACAUAACUCCACUCUCACAGGACAGUCAUUUCCCCGCCUGCGCUCUUCCACUGAAGUCGUUACUGUUUUCUCCCAGCGUCCGUUUGAAAUAAUGAGGCUCGUCGUCGUUCUGGCUGUGUUAAUGGGAGUAAGUGGGAUUCCCGACGUGACAAUCAGCCCUCCGACUGCCUCAGCGGACACGUCAGCUCAUCCCAACAGCAUACCUGAGACGGCGGAUGAAUCUGAGCAGAUAAAGGCACGGACAGAGGAGGGAGCCGAGGAGGAUGUGAUGGCAACUGGCGAGCUGAACCCAAAUCACUACCCUGCCAGGAGGGCAGCUCAGGUGGUCCAACACUACCUCAACACCCGGUACGGUUCACCAUUCAGGCUGAUCGGAGUGCAGACGGUCCACAGUGGGAACGCAGAGGAUGUGGCAGACUCCGGAAGAAAGUAUCAGCUGGAGCUCUCGGUGAAUGAUAUCAUAACCAAUACUACACAGACUUGCUCUGCAGAGCUUUUCUUUCCAAAAGGAAAAGGGCAACAGCCACCUGAAGUCAAAGCCUCGCAUGAGGGGCUCCUUAAAAUUGACAUUAAAGCUCAAGAAGAGGCUCUAUACCAAAAAUACAAGACCAACCAAACCCUGAUGUCUGCACAGUACUUACCAGACAGCCACGGUCACAUCGAGCCCGACAUGAAGCCUUUUUGGCAUCUGGGCAUUCUGGCCUCCAGCUUCAUCAUGCUGAAUGAAUCCACUGAAAACACUCUGUACAACGUGGCUCAGGUGGCCAACAUCACUCAGCUGACAACUGAGGAGGACCACCUGGAGUUUGACUGUCACACACUGCUGCAUGAAAUGGUGUCCCAGGAAAUCAUUCACUGGAAGAUGCUGUUUACCUGGUCUCCUGCAGAGGGGGUUAAAGUGGUGCAGAUGAAGCGGCUGCCUCACCGCCAUGAAAGGGAAAAAUCUCCAAAGACUAACUAAUCUGUGGGUGUUCAUCACACAGCCAAGACCACUUAUUUGUCCUCACAUCUUGUGGGGUCAAAUAUUGGCGCAUAAAUGGGUUUUUGUUGUUGUUGUUUUUUCAUGAUGACGCUACAAGCACUAGGCACAGAUCUACUGCUGAAACCUAGAAUUUACACUCUUAAAUGCUUUAACUCAUAAGUAUAUGAUAUACUGAAAUUGUUUUAAAUGUCUGUGUUUGGUCUAUUUUAGCUUAAAUAAACUGUUUACAAUGACAAAGUA